CGACGUCCAGCCGAGGUCACAGUGUUGUGUAAUGGCAGCGUUUGCAGAAAGAUCUCGUGAACGCUGCAUUUGUGGGCACUCCUCUGACGAAACUGGUCAUCCUCUUUGACGAUUGUGGUAAAUUAACGUUCUGAGAACCAUGUUUUGCCGGGUUUUAGGGCAGAGCGUCCCGACCUUGGUGAGAGGACGUCGCGAUCUGCUGCUAUAUUUUCCCGGUCAGUGUCGCCUGCUCACAUCAGGUCCCCUGCAAGCCUACACCAAGGCCCUCCAGCACCAGCACUUGUUGCCUGAUGACCAGCAGCAGGCAGUAGUGGCCAGGAUGCAGGGUCUGUACAACAGACUGAAGGACUACCAACCACCCCAACCUGAAGCAACACAAGAUGAAGCAAGUGAAAAGCAAGCCGAUAAGACAAAGUCAGAAGGAGAAGGCAGUCUGGAGUCGAGUGAAUCCCCUCCCCUGUUCAGACCACCCCCAGGCCUCUACCUUCAUGGAGAGGUGGGCUGUGGGAAAACAGCUCUUCUAGACCUGUUCUAUGCCUCAGCACCCACAGAAGCCAAGAGGCGUGUCCACUUCCAGUCCUUCAUGCUGCACUUGUACUCAGAGAUCAACAGGUGGAGCCUCUGCACAGACGGGCUGGAGUUGGACCAGGACGGCCCCAUCCAGACCAUCGCUCGUCAAAUCCUCGGGGACGCCUGGCUGAUCUGCUUCGAUGAAAUGCAGUUCAGUGAUUACGGGACCUCUGCUCUCUUGGAGGGCCUGUUUGCUCACAUGGUCGCCGACGGCGCCGUCAUUGUUGCUACCUCCAACCGGGACCCACACAGUCUGGGAGCAUCGUCAUUCAGCCUCGAGAACCAGUCGAAGGAUCGCCAGUCCAACCUAGGUAGACUGCUUAGCGAGAGCUGUGAGAUUGUACACAUCGACUCAGGGACAGACUAUCGGCUGCUCCAGUCUGUAGGGCAGCAGGCCUACUUUUAUCCCAUAUCCCCCCUGAAUGAAGACAUGCUUGACCAGGCAUUCAAGGCUGCAGUGGGAACGGAGGACGUGACGCCAUCAAGCGUCACUGUCUACGGGAGAAAGGUGAAGGUCCCCAUUUCAACUCAAUCAGGCGUGGCUCGCUUCACCUUCUCUGAACUCUGUCGCUCUCCCUUAGGACCGGCCGACUACCUCACGAUUUGCAACAACUUCAGCACGAUUUUCAUCGACCACAUCCCGCAGAUGACCAUCUACCAGAAGAAUGAGGCGCGGAGGUUCCUGAGCUUCAUCGACGCCGCGUACGAAACGAGGACCAAAAUCUUCUGCACCGCCCAGGCUAGACCUGAGGACCUGUUUCUGCUGAUCCCGUCGGAGGGGGAGGGGCGGGAGGCCCAGGCCAUGGAGAUGGAGAUGAUCGGGGAGAUGGCGUUCGACAUGAAGCUGCUGAGGGGGAUGGACGCGCGACACAUCCCCAUCCUGUCCGGCCGAGACGAGAUCUUCUCCUUCCGCCGGGCGAUCUCGCGGCUGAAUGAGAUGCAGAGCCGCAGCUACCAGGCCCGUCCGCACGCCCCUCAGGAGUUUGUGCCGUACGUCGGGACGGACUCAGAACGCACGCAGAGCAACAACCGUCGGAAGGAGAUGUCACAACUGAGGAGGCAACGGGAACUGGAGGCCAACCCAGCGGCAGACAAGGCCGUGCCUCUCACCCCCAUGAUGAAAAACGACUGGGGAGACUGGGAGGAGGAGGCCAGCUACACCACCUGGAGCAGAGAUGUCAUGAAGAAGGAACUGAUGGACAAGAAAAGGAGGACCAUGAACGAAAGGGACCCCCCAAAAUUCACAGAGGAGCAUUUCUGGGGGUUUGGGUGGUGGGAGAGGGUCCUGAAGAAGAGACAGGAAAAACUGAUGAAAAAGGAGGCGGCAGUAGAUACAGUGACUGAACCAAGGCGAUAGUUACUCCCCAGUAGGACAACCUCUUGCUGUGUAUGCUAUGGUAGUAUAGGUUUGGCCCAGGAAAUUGGGGGGAGGACCCAAAAAGUGUUAGCUGGUCUGUUACUCCAAAGGGCGGUUAGACCAGGUAUACAGAUGUUUGAAAUUGAUCGCAUUUAUUUUUCCUUCAGUA
Branchiostoma belcheri (Belcher's lancelet) is the source of this 2096-nucleotide messenger RNA. Its product is annotated as putative ATPase N2B. Gene Ontology annotation, cellular component: cytoplasm; mitochondrion. Lineage: Eukaryota; Metazoa; Chordata; Leptocardii; Amphioxiformes; Branchiostomatidae. Gene Ontology annotation, molecular function: ATP binding; ATP hydrolysis activity. The record is from RefSeq and is a predicted model, not a curated record. Bases 140 to 1927 code for a protein of 595 amino acids. The transcript is spliced from 3 exons.